This is a messenger RNA of Erinaceus europaeus (western European hedgehog), 1597 nucleotides long. It is a transcript of the gene ACTR10, whose product is annotated as actin related protein 10. Lineage: Eukaryota; Metazoa; Chordata; Mammalia; Eulipotyphla; Erinaceidae. The transcript is spliced from 13 exons. The coding region runs from base 4 to 1362 and encodes 452 amino acids. Gene Ontology annotation, biological process: retrograde axonal transport of mitochondrion. The record is from RefSeq and is a predicted model, not a curated record.
CGCAUGCGCAGCGUGGCCCCCGCCCCCGCCGCCACCGCCCUCCUCCUCCAGAGAAAGGAACCUUUUUAUACGGUGGUCUGUCGCCUCUUUACAGAACACCUAACCACCAUGCCCUUGUACGAGGGCCUGGGGAGCGGCGGGGAGAAGACAGCGGUCGUGAUCGACCUGGGAGAGGCCUUUACCAAGUGUGGAUUUGCUGGAGAAACUGGCCCAAGGUGCAUAAUUCCCAGUGUGAUUAAAAGAGCUGGCGUGUCUAAGCCCAUCAAAGUUGUUCAAUAUAAUAUCAACACAGAAGAAUUGUAUUCUUACCUAAAAGAAUUUAUCCACAUUCUGUACUUCAGGCAUCUCUUGGUGAAUCCCAGAGACCGCAGAGUUGUGGUUAUCGAGUCUGUCUUAUGUCCUUCCCACUUCAGAGAGACACUCACUCGUGUUCUGUUUAAAUAUUUUGAGGUCCCAUCUGUUUUGCUUGCUCCAAGUCAUCUAAUGGCUCUUCUGACUCUUGGGAUAAACUCUGCCAUGGUCCUGGAUUGUGGAUAUAGAGAAAGCCUGGUGUUACCUAUAUAUGAAGGAAUCCCAGUCUUAAACUGUUGGGGAGCACUCCCCCUAGGAGGAAAGGCUCUUCACAAGGAGUUGGAAACUCAGCUGUUAGAACAAUGUACUGUUGAUACAAGUGCUGCUAAAGAACAGAACCUUCCCUCUGUGAUGGGUUCGAUUCCAGAAGGAAUUUUAGAGGAUAUUAAGGUGCGCACUUGCUUUGUAAGUGAUCUGAAGCGUGGACUAAAUAUCCAAGCAGCAAAAUUUAACAUAGAUGGAAAUACUGAGCGUCCCUCACCACCCCCGAAUGUUGACUACCCAUUAGAUGGUGAGAAGAUUUUGCAUGUCCUUGGAUCAAUCAGAGAUUCAGUUGUGGAAAUUCUUUUUGAACAAGAUAAUGAAGAGAAAUCAGUUGCUACCUUGAUACUGGAUUCCCUUUUGCAGUGCCCAAUAGACACCAGGAAGCAACUGGCAGAGAAUCUGGUAAUCAUAGGUGGCACUUCUAUGUUACCAGGAUUUCUCCAUAGGUUGCUUGCAGAAAUAAGAUAUUUGAUAGAAAAACCAAAGUAUAAAAAAACACUUGGGACUAAGACAUUCCGAAUUCAUACUCCACCUGCAAAAGCUAAUUGUGUGGCUUGGUUGGGAGGAGCUAUUUUUGGAGCACUGCAAGACAUACUUGGGAGCCGUUCAGUCUCAAAGGAAUAUUAUAAUCAGACAGGCCGCAUACCUGAUUGGUGUUCUCUUAAUAACCCACCUUUGGAAAUGAUGUUUGAUGUUGGAAAAACUCAACCACCAUUAAUGAAAAGAGCAUUUUCCACGGAGAAAUAAAAUUUUCAUUAAAUUCAACUUUAUUUCAAAUAACCAAUCCAUUGCAAGCAAACUGUAAAAAAGUAUAUAGGAUGCUUUGUUAGAGAAGGCUUUAAUGGAUGUGAAGAUAUUUCUGUAAUUAUUCUUUGUAUUAAUAUUUAUUUCUUUUGGCUUUGCUUUUCUUGUGUAGUGGUAAAAUGGCAGUUGAUGCUUAUGAGGUUCAUUGUAUUUAUAUCAAUAAAAUGUAUUAGGUAGA